ACUUGUUUGCAGUCAGUAAGCUUCUAGUAUCACCACAAGUCAGAGAAACUACACUUUCACGAUGAAUUUAGUAAUUUUCAAGUUUCUACUGGUACUCAGUACGCAGCUGAUUAUUCAAGAAAUAGUGGCAAUGAAAUUACUGAAAUUAGAAGAUAAAGUUAAAAAGGCGUUAGAUAAGGGUAAAACUGACAAAGCCAAGAAAUACUUACGGUAUUUUGGAUAUCUGAGUGGUGAUUUUAACACCGAACAAGAUAUGAAGAAAUCCUUGAAAGGCUUUCAGUAUUAUGCUGGUAUUCCAAUGACUGGCCAGCUCGACGACGCAACUGUCAACCAGAUGCAAAAACCAAGAUGUGGAAUGAAGGAUCCCAAAAUCUCUUUUGAGGUUGGAAGAAGAAGACGGUACAAUCUGCAGGGAGCAAAAUGGGAGUUUCCGGAAGGGUCAGACCGCACACUAACAUGGUAUUUGAAAAACAGUGGAAGCUCAAUUGGUUACCAGAGAAUGAGAUUUGUUGUACACGAGGCUCUUAGCAAAUGGCAGAAAGUGGCGAACAUCAACUUUAAAGAAUCCCCAAGGUCUGACAAGGCUGACAUCUUCGUCAGCUUCGGGUCCGGGCACCAUGGAGAUCAUUACCCCUUCGAUGGUCCUGGUGGCACCCUCGCACACGCUUUUUAUCCACUUGCGGGCUAUGACAUCGGGGGUGACAUGCACUUCGACAACGAUGAAACUUUCACCUACAAAAAAAACUAUGGCUCUGACAUCAUGUGGGUAACUGUGCAUGAGGCCGGUCACAGCCUUGGACUGGAACAUUCGUACGAAAAAAGUGCCAUUAUGUACGCUUGGUACCAAGGAGGUUACAAAGGAGAUUUUGAUCUGACUCCAGAUGAUAUUAGAGGAAUACAACAUUUGUACGGAAAAAGACCUGAAACGCCUGCAACACCGCCACCAACCACUACACAGGAACCCACGACAACGCAGCCUCCAACGACCACUCAAGAGCCAACGACCACUCAAGAGCCAACGACCACUCAAGAACCAACGACCACUCAAAGGCCAACGACUACACAAAUGCCACCAGAGCCACCAACAACCACACAAGUGCCAGAUCCACCAACGACCACACAAUCGCCACCAGAGCCACCAACGACCACACAAUCGCCACCAGAGCCACCAACGACCACACAAUCACCACCAGAGCCAAGAAAGCCGCACGGUAUGAAAGACUGUAUGUCAAAGAUUGAUGCAGCGGUACACGAUCCUACGACUGGCUGGGUUUUUGUAUUUUCAGGGGAGAACUUCUAUUUAGCUUCCAAAAGAGGUUUGCGUUAUGGACCUAUCGGGGUAAAUAGUUACUUCCGGGCCGUGAAAGGGGCAGUGACAGCAGCUUACAUCCGGCAAAACGAUUUUUCACUCGUUCUGUUCGCAGGAGAUAAAUAUUACAUAUACAAAGAUUUUCAACUGGUUCAAGGUGAGCGACCAGUAACAGACUUCGGGUUGCCCCAUGGGACAAAAGUUGAUGCCGCUCUUCAAUGGCAAGGCAGCAGCCGUGUAACAUGGACUGCAGGCACGAGAACGUACCUCUUUACAGGAACCAAGUAUUACCGAUACAAUGAAAUCAAAAAGAAAAUUGACAGAUUUUAUCCUCGAGUGAUCAGCAAGGCGUGGAGGGGCCUUCCUUCUAAAAUUUCUGGUGCCGUGACCUGGUUUAAAGUGAAUGGCCGUGGGGACACACACUUCGCUGCUGGAAAUUCAGUUUACGUUUUUAAUGAUGAAAUGAUCAAAGUGAAACCUGGAUACCCACGCCAUAUUAGCAAUUGGCUCAAAUGUUGGUCUGACGAUGCUCCUCCACAGUCAAGACGAUUCCCUGGCAUUGGUUCGCUGAUGUUUGCCUCGGAAGAAAGUGCAAAGGAUCGAGGCUCCUCGCCUUAGAAUCACUUUGUUAUACGAAUGAAGAUGGAAACUUUCUUUUGAAUUCUAUCAGAUAUAUAGAUUAAAAAAAUAAAGCUUUGGAUUGUAUGAUAUAUAUUAAACAGUUUUACAUUUUUGCUAAUAGUUUUAUAGUUUUAAGCUAACAGUGUGAAAAGUCAUAUAUUAUGAUAUUCGUAUACAUA
Molecule: messenger RNA, 2109 nt
Organism: Rhopilema esculentum
Lineage: Eukaryota; Metazoa; Cnidaria; Scyphozoa; Rhizostomeae; Rhizostomatidae
Product: matrix metalloproteinase-25
Biological process (GO): extracellular matrix organization; collagen catabolic process; proteolysis
Cellular component (GO): extracellular matrix
Molecular function (GO): zinc ion binding; metalloendopeptidase activity
Source: RefSeq, a predicted model, not a curated record